UACUGCAUGUAUGACCUGGACAAAAAAAAUUACCCAGAGAUCCAGACAAAACAAGCAAAACAAAAAAUGAAUGUUUGACAUUAAAAUGAAAUACAAACAUUUAAAAUAUACCAACCACACAGGAACAUGUUUAAAUAGAUUUACGUGGAGUAGUUGUGGUUUGUAUGGUAUUGUGAAGGCAAGAUGCUUCCUGUUCCCAUACGUUUAAGUGAAACAUCUGCAGCUUUGCACCAACCUUGAGUUUCCACUGCAACGCAUGAACGUGAUCUAGUUUACUGCAGCAAAACUAUCAGCAGAUGAAUUAAUCAAAGUGUUGAGAAAGACACUGUGAUUCAUUAACAUGGAUGAUAUCAAUAGUCUGACUGUGAAAAAUCACUCAGGCUAUCUCAGCAUAAAUUGUUUGGAUCUGUAGGAAAUGUUAAUUAGGUAAAAAACAACCAUCAGGGAAUUACUAGAAAUGUGUUACCCCCUCUACUAUUUCAUUCAUUUUCAAAAAAAAUUAUAUUUCUUGAAUGUAAAUUCCCAAAAACAUUAAUAAUGAAGAUAAUAUUAAAUAUAAUUUGAAUAUACUGUUUAAUGCAUAUAUUUCCUAUUAGCUCAUUGUGACCCAGUCUGUGUAAACACAUCUUAAAGGUGCAGUGUGUAAAUUUUAGCGGCAUCUAGUGGUGAGGUUGUGAAUUGCAACCAACGGCUUAGUCUACUGCUCACCCCUCGCUUUUGAAACACAAAGAAACUAUGGUAGCCGGCACCGGACAAACAUUUCAUCGUCGGAGACAACUUAGUAAAAAAAUUUCUGUAGAAAAAUGCCGGCACAAAAUGGCGACUUCCAUGUAAGGGGACCCUCGGUGUAUGUAGAUAAAAAGGUCUUGUUCUAAGUUAAUAAGCGCAUAACGGUUUAUUAUGAAAGAUCUUUAUACACCACUGAUAAUAUAGUUUUGAAUAUAAUUUUGCAUUUCUGUCACGAGAUCCUUCUAAAAAUUACACACUGCACCUUUAAGUCAUUUUUUGUGAUUAAAACCAAAAUGUAAAGAACAUUCUGAAAAACCUUGAUAUCUUUAAUAGGUACUAAGUAAGGUCAUGUCAAAGUGAAAUCAAUGUAAAAUAAAUGACUAAAAUCAAACUUUAAUCUCAUAAUUAGAUUAUGAGACUUUAGCCUGGAUUACAAGAUUUAAACAUAACCUUCAAAGAUGGUGCCAUGCAAAUCAGAAACUACACACCAAAGGAAGGCACAAUCUCAUUUCACAAUGCAUAAUAAUGCAUCAACACAUCUGUUAACCACAUUUUCCGGAGGCAGGUGCAUUGUGUGAAUGAGGUCCCACCCCUUGGGGAGGAGCUACUCUUAGUUUUUUACCAUUUGAUCAAUCUCACUGUCAUUUGUCAUUUAUAUAUUUAGGAAAAAAAUCUCCUGAAUGAAAGCCAAAACAUGGCACUAAUUCUUGUGUUGCUGUUUUUAAAUUUCAGACUCCAAGCCACCGUGACAAGUAUGAAUACCGGGACUCAGCUUGAGAUUAGGAAAGUAAAACUUGAAGAGCCGUUUACUUUAACUUGCACGUACAAUUGUUCCAGUGGCUUCACUCGUGGUUUCUGGAUAUGGGAAGAUAUACCUGCAUGUAACAACUGUGAAUGGAGUAAAAACUUUUCAAAAUCGGGAGAAACGUGCAGCCAAAUCUUGUACACGCCCUAUUUAAUUAUACAGCAAACGCGCUAUAACUAUUCUUGCUUGUCUGAAGAAAGCGAUCGCCCAGGCCUUCCUAGUAAAACAGAGCUUCUAGUAACAUUACAAGUUCAGGAUGAAUCUGAUAAACCUGUAACACCUCCUAAAGCACAAGGUUUAGGUCCAUCUCUAAGUGUGAAGAUGUACAGAAGUCACAUGGAGUCAGAUGAGGUGUUAACCUCAUUAUCCACCAUAGAAGUGAUGGCAGGAACUUCACUCAGACUUCAUUGUAUUGCCACCGACAAUAAACAGUGUGAGGGGCAGUGGGUCAGAGAAAACGGUUCAAUCCCCAGGUCACAAAAUUACACUGUGAUUCAGUGGAGUCAAAUUCAAGCAGAGGACGGGGGACAUUACAGGUGCCAGGCAAAGGGGAUUUGUAAUAGCCAUCCUAUAACUGUGGAAAUAGAGGUCAUCACAUCUGAUGGAUUCAUCUGGGCCAAGAUCUUUGCAGCUUUUGCAGUGUCUGCAAUAUUUGUCCUGGUGGCCCAUCUAGUAUAUCUGUGCUACAGAAGAGGAUGUAAGCUGAUGGAUACAACUAGCUCAGUGCAUGAAAGGGUUACAUCCAGAACUCCUGUGGUGAUGAGACCAACCGCUCAAGACACCCAGAGUGAUCAUGAAGUCCCUUACGCUGACAUUGUGAUCUCUGUGAGAGGAUCCAGCAAUCCAGAUCUAUCUGAUACCUUUGACCAGUCUUCAAAACAUCAAAGACCUAGAUGGAAAGAUGAGACGAGAGCAGGGCUACAUCACGCUACAUCUGACAGGCUGCUCAUUCACUCUAAAGAGGUCACCAGGAAAUUAAGCACAACAUCAGAAUACGCUGUAAUUACUUACUCAUGUGAGGCUCUUAGUUAGUUAACUCAACGAAUUGUUUAACUCUUAGAAAAAAGGUGGCAAAAUCAUCAUUUCUGUUCUCUUGUGUAUAUGUAAAAUGUAUGUGUGUGUUUGUGUGUGUGCACCAUGCUUAUAAAGUUGCUAAGUACUGCUGUUUUUAUAAUAAAAAAUACUUUUAUUACGGCAAAUAUAUCUUUAUAAAAAUACUUGUUUUACGGUAAAUAUAUCUUUAGAAAAAAUACUUGUAUUACGGUAAAUAUUUAUCAUUAGGCUGCACCAUGAAAUAUUUUACUUAAAUUCUUUUAUAUAUUUUCAUUAAAAAAAAUUAAACUGGAUUUGUACAUUUACAU
Misgurnus anguillicaudatus (oriental weatherfish) is the source of this 2895-nucleotide messenger RNA. NCBI's taxonomy places the organism in Eukaryota, Metazoa, Chordata, Actinopteri, Cypriniformes, Cobitidae. The record is from RefSeq and is a predicted model, not a curated record.